UCCCCUUGCUUUCCCUCCACUCCUAAACCCUAGCAACUCUCUCGAGUAUGUUUUCCCAUUCGAUCUUCAUUCUCCUUUUUUCCCGUUGAUCUCCCUUGUUCUCGAUGAUCUUCAGUGAAUUGAAUGAUUCAGAAAUGGUUUCGCUUGGGAAGAAUGAUGGUGAAAUUAAACCAAUCAAGACGGAGCCAAAUAUCAAUACUCCCGAUAUCCAGACCCAGGUCCUUGACAGCCAAUUUUCACCUCCUUCAUUUUCUGUAGAUGAAAAAUUCGAAGCUGAGGAUGCUGAUGAGUUAAAAUAUCUCCGAAGCACUUUGUCUUUCGACGAUACUGUUCCCAUUGAAGAUGCAUUUGAAACCCAAGAAGUGAAUCUAGCGGGGGAAACCCAAGUAUUGAAUAUUGGUGGAGAAACCCAAGUGUUGGAUGAUCCAGAUUGUAUUGAAGAUAUGGGCACCCAGAUAUUAGAUGAUUUCGAUACUCAAGUUGCCAGUGAUAUUGAAGGUGAAGGAACAGAAGAAACUGAAGUUCUUGGCAACGAUGAUGAGCAAUCUGAUGAUGAAUCAGUAAGAAGUGGCAAUGGUCAGUCAGUGGAUAGCGAGAAGAUUUACACUUCUCUUCACGAUAAUAGUAAUAAGGGAUUCGUGGAGCGACUUGAUCCUUUACCAUAUAAAGAGCAUAGUGCAGAAACCCAUCUUCCAACUGCAACACAUGUGGUUGAAGGCAGCCACAAACCAAAAGCUGGACCUCUACGUUCGGGGUUUACUUCAGUGCGUGUAGCAUCAUUGCGGGCAUCUGCUCUGGAAAUUCACACUGCUUUAGAGGGAAUCAACAAGGGAUCCUUUUAUGUUUCAAGUAAGAAUCGGUCUUGGGAAGUUGGGGAAGAAGUAGCUCAGGAUCAUGAUGUUGGACAAUGCUACAGAAAAAUAAAGGGAUUAAAUGAUGAAAAGAUGUAUAGGGUUGGUAGUAGAACCGCUAGAAAACUUUUCACUGAGGAUUCACAUGAUGAUUACAGAGGACUUCCUCAUAACAGCAAUGAUGUUGAACGAGAAGGGUUACCUCAGUUGCCUUCUUGUGAUGAUGGAUUGGCAGGAUUAAGUUAUGUGGACUCUCAAGAACCUGCAGAGUUUUCGCAGGCCAAUGCACUGGAUUUUGUGGACAGGUUCCUGAAAGACAAUUUCAGGGACUUUGAACAAGCUGACCAUAGAAAGAAAACUAAGGGAAAAUCAAAUUCCGUCCCAAUUGCAAGGGGCCCACAAAGUUUUGCCAAGAAAGCCAAUGAUAGAAACAUGCUUGAAGAAGCAGGGAUUUUUGACUGGGAUGAUAGCCGUGAGGAUGAAGGUGGGGGAGAUAUCUUCUGCAGAAUGAAAGAAAAAUUCUUUGAUACUGGAGGCCAGGGGAGAAGAUCUUUUACCCAACCCCGGAAGCCUAAAGGAAGCGGACUAGAUGAUUAUAGAGGCCAUGAAGAGCAUUUAGAUUUCAGUAAUAAAAGAAUGGGUUUAGCUCAUUCGGAUUCAAAAUUAAUCUCCCAGAGACCAAAAGUGAAUGAAAAUACAGUGCAAGAAAUGAAAUUGAAAAAAAAUCUUGUUAGUGAGUUGGAUGAACGGUCUAAUGACAAUCCCUGUGGAGAACAGAUGGAUGCUAAUUUCACCAAGACAGGUGUGCCAGAAAUGUUAGAUGCAGCUUUUGAUACACAAAUGGCUGCUGAAGCUAUGGAAGCCUUGUUCCAUGGUGAGGGCAUCGGGGGCAUAGCUAACCAUGAUGCUAAUGAUGCCCAUCAAGGCAUUGAGAAAUACGCAAAGGAUCCUUGCAGAGGUUCUCUUGUAGGAACAGGCAGUGUAAUUCAUUCAAAGAAAACCUCUUGUCGUAAGAGGGUAAGCCUUUCUGAUAUAGGGGUUGCUUCACAAAAGAAAUCUAAGAGCAUGAGUGCCAAAUUAAGUAAAGAAUUGUCAAUUUCGUUGGAGAAACAUUUUGAUAAUGUCAGGAAGCAGAGUGGAACUGAACUAGCCAGAACAAACUCGAGGGGAAACUCGAUUGCUGAAGAGUCCCAUACAGCCAAUGGGGUUAGCUUCCCUGGUACUUGUACACCUGUUGCUCAUCGAACUAGACAGUCAUUGAGUGUAAAUCAAGUGAAAAAGGCUGAGAAUGCAUCUGGUGACCAUAGGGAAGAGACGAACUCUCUGAUGGAGGUACGUACCCUAGUAGAGAAAAGCAAUAGUAGUACAGCCAUCCUGCCUUCUAAAGUGUUGAAGGAAAAAUCAUCUAUGAUGGGUUUUAAUAAAUCUGGAGAAGUUAACAGCACAAAAACAAGUCAACGUAAGCAAUUGGCUCCAAAGUUGAUAGCUAAUAACAAUGAUUCUAAAAUUGAUGCAUUGAGCCAUCCCAGGAGAAGAUCUCAUCGAAAUUUGUCUGGUCAGGAAAAUGGAUAUGAUAACUUAGAUGGUGCACUUCAACCAUCUGCUCGGCCAAAAUACAUUGGGAAAUCUGUAUCCAAGCGCAAAAGGUCAAGGGGUGAUGCUGAAAGCCCUUUUAAUUCAAACAUGAAGAGGAAAACACGAUCAGGCAAUGCCUCUAUCUAUGGUAAGUCUGGUGAUAUGGAUGGUAAGAUUACAUCUAAAGAUCUAAUUGGGGCAAAGGUCGAUAAGCGCUUUGACAGAAAUACUGAUGCAAGUUGCCCCUCAUAUACUGGAAAGCCAAAUGCUAGGUUGGAAGAAUCACCAAGAGAGAAAUGUAAACCAUCUGCUUCAGCAUGUACUACUCCUACUCCAGUUAACUGUAAGACAUCUGAGAAUGCUGCAUCACCUGUUUGUAUGGGUGAUGAAUACUUCAAACUGUCAUGCAAGGGGAACCUAUCAAGACUUAGCCUUCUGAAAGAAAUCCGUAGCUUAAGUGCUGCAGGGCCUGAACCUGCUGCUGUCUCAAAAGAUUCAAGGAAGAGGAGAGAUAUGAGUGCUGUUCGAGUCUUGUACAGCCACCACUUGGAUGAGGAUAUAAUGAAGCAGCAGAAGAAGAUUCUGGCUCGACUAGGAGUCUCCAUUGCAUCUUCUAUUACAGAUGCCACACACUUCAUAGCAGAUCAAUUUGUGCGAACAAGGAAUAUGUUGGAGGCUAUUGCUUCUGGAAAACCAGUAGUGACACAUUUAUGGCUUGAGAGCUGUGGACAAGCUAGCUGUUUCAUUGAUGAGAAAAACUACAUAUUGAGGGAUGCCAAGAAGGAAAAGGAAUUUGCCUUUAGCAUGCCACUUUCAUUGGCACGUGCAUCCCAGCAUCCACUUCUGAAGGGUCGAAGAGUUUUGAUUACCCCAAAUACAAAGCCUGGUAAAGAAAUCAUUUCAAACUUGGUUAAAGCUGUUCAGGGCCAGGCGGUGGAGAGAACUGGCAGAUCUACUCUGAAAGAGGAUUACAUUCCAGAGGAUUUGUUGGUUCUAUCUUGUGAAGAAGAUUAUGCAAUCUGUGCACCUUUCCUUGAAAAAGGGGCAGCAGUUUACAGUUCAGAGUUGUUAUUGAAUGGUAUAGUCACUCAGAGGUUGGAGUAUGAAAGGCAUCGCCUCUUUGCAGAUAAGGUUAAAAGAACACGUUCUACGAUAUGGAUUAGAAAGGACGACAAUCAGUUCCUUCCUGUGACUAAACACAAAUAAGAUUCAUUUUAUUUAUUUGUUCCCCUAUGAUUUUCCUUCUGAUUCUCUUGUGCGUUUGGGCGAUUUUGGUAGCUGCCUGCCUGCCUAUUGAUCUUUACAUCACACAAUGAUCUGUACAUGGUAUUAUGAAUGGUUCCAACCCUGGGCCUCUCAUGUAAUCUAUUUAUUAUACCUUUUGUCUUUUAUCUCGUCUGAUUUCUUUUAGGGUGUGUUCGUUGUAUAAGAUUUUCUGAUGGAAAUUAAUAAUACUGUCGGAAUUGGAGGAAGUACUGC
Molecule: messenger RNA, 3905 nt
Organism: Juglans regia (Persian walnut)
Lineage: Eukaryota; Viridiplantae; Streptophyta; Magnoliopsida; Fagales; Juglandaceae
Exons: 10
Coding region: 105-3632 (1175 amino acids)
Source: RefSeq, a predicted model, not a curated record